Molecule: messenger RNA, 2105 nt
Organism: Branchiostoma belcheri (Belcher's lancelet)
Lineage: Eukaryota; Metazoa; Chordata; Leptocardii; Amphioxiformes; Branchiostomatidae
Exons: 1
Coding region: 323-1120 (265 amino acids)
Cellular component (GO): intracellular anatomical structure
Molecular function (GO): oxidoreductase activity, acting on NAD(P)H, oxygen as acceptor
Source: RefSeq, a predicted model, not a curated record
GCCACAGGCCUGGCCUGCCACACAGAACAGUACAUGUAUGUACCAAAGGUCAUUUAUCGUCCUCCUUACAUAAAUUAUAGCGACUCGAUCUUGUACAUCUUCAUCCAACACCGUACAAACCUCAGUACAUUCUUCGUGCUACCUUUGUAAUUAUCCUUUGGGCAUCAGUUUGACUAUGGAAUGGAGUAGUACUUAUCUUCAUAAAUAAGAUGACCCUUGGAGUCAAAGAACAGGCGAGGACAACAAAGGUCGAUUAUUGCCCCACUUACAUAAAUUAUAGCGACUCCAUUUGGGCCAUUUCCCCACACGGCACAAACUGAACAUGUCGCACAGCAAGACCGCUCUCGUCACCGGUGGGACCCGAGGAAUCGGCUACGGUAUAGCCGAGGAGCUCGCCUCUGUCGGCUACGAUCUUGUUCUAGGCUACCGACAGAACCAAGAACGUGCCCAAGACGCCAAAGCACACCUGGAGGGAACGUACAAGGUGCGCGUGUUUCUGGUUGGAGGCACGACAGAAGAAGAAGCCACAGUGGACGCUUACUUCUCCUGUAUCGACCAGAACUUCGGCGGUAAGCUGAACGCGCUCGUCCACAACGCCGGUGGCUACUGGGGAGGCAUCGCCGCCGGCAAACCAGACGCUAACGGCAGCUGGUUCCAGGGUUGGGAGGCGUACGAAUACUACCAGGGCAUGUACCCCAAAUGUUUCAUCAGGCUCGUGGAAAAGGCGGUCACCCGGAUGGAGGACGAGCGAGGGUACAUCGUCGCCGUGUCUUCUCCUGGGUGCAACAAUAACCAAAGCCCCCACCUCAACUACAUCAUGCCUGGCAUCUCCAAGUCCAGUAUGGAGUACCUGGUCCGCCACUACGCCAAGCAGCUGGCUCCCAGAAGGAUCACCUGUAACGUCAUCAUUCCGGGGUUCGCCAAAACCGAGGCCUGGGACCCGAUGCUGGAGAACUUCGGCGCGGAUCGGGUAGAUGGGAUGGUGAAGUCGUACGGCAUGAAGCGGUGGAGCGAUCCGCGGGAGUACGGCGGGGUCGUGGCGUUCCUGUGCUCGGAAAAGGCGGCGUUCGUCACCGGGGUUACCCUACCCGUGGACGGAGGGUUCCACCUGGGAAAGUAACUGAUCCUGGAAGAAGUAGUUGCAUAAAUUAUGCCACCCGAACUGCACAGGAAAGUUCUGACGACUUACAGCGGUCAGACUGCCUAUUGGCAAUUAAAAAUGACUGUAGUAACCAGUUCCACCCGGGAAGGUAACUGAUCAAAUCUAGUUAUAAUGAAGAAGAGUAUCUUAAAAUAAACGAACGUCUAAGAACUAUCAUCACCAAACUAGAAAUCAGCUGUCAUGCACUCCGUAUCGAAUCAGGACGGCACAACCGCACACCUCUGGAGCAAAGAAUUUGUCAAUUUUGUAGCUUGAACAAGGUAGAAGAUGAAGUCCACUUUGUCGUACAUAUGUAAUAUACGUGACACAAUUUCUGCCACCUCGACUGCACAGAAAAGGUCUGUCGACUUCAAAGAGUCCGUCAGACUGGCUAUUGGCAAGUAGAAUGUCUGUAAUUGUAGCAACGUGCAAUGUCAAUACAACCAUGAACAGGCUAUUUUGUUGUUAGUAUAUAAUUGAUGAAACGUGUUUUUUUGGAUUCCCACUGUAUAUCUAAACUUGCAAAGAGAUAGUAACAUCUCCAAGGAAAAGCGUAUAGAACACUUGUAACACAAAACUCGAUAUCUUGUGAUACCAGUAUGUUGAACUACAACAAAAUAAAGCAUCCAUAUACUAUAUCUAAGUUGCUUUUAAAUGUUUGUUUUAUUUCUAUCUCUGCAUGGUAACUUCAACAUUACACACAAUAAAACAUCCCUGCAUUGCCGUACAGGUAUCUGGAGGUUCAUAUAAACACCAUAAAAGUGGAGAUUUGGUGACAUAUCUCGAUAAAAGAGCCCAUCCUCUUUAGGGUCAAAUCGUUAUACAUGCAAUUCAAAAUCUCACAAAACGUUCACAGCGGGUACUUCUAGUGCUUAUACAGUAUUGCAAAUCUGCACGUGUGUUGAGUACCCACCCCCUUUGAAGUGUUAAUGAACAAUGAUGAAGCAAUACAAAUGUUUGACCA